Molecule: messenger RNA, 1955 nt
Organism: Dicrocoelium dendriticum
Lineage: Eukaryota; Metazoa; Platyhelminthes; Trematoda; Plagiorchiida; Dicrocoeliidae
Source: the annotation of a GenBank genome assembly
AACAAAUACAGAAAAGUCACCGACACACAUCGACCCAGUUCACAAUGGAAUCGGAACGAGUGAACGAAAGUGUCAGGAAAGCUGAGGAUUUCCCUAACAAAACACAUUCGGCUACCCAGACGUUGUCCACGCAGUCGUUUCCAUCAUGGAGUGGUGACCAUCGCCCCUGGUGCUCAAGUCCUACUUUUGACCCGGAGACCGGCAUAGUCCUUAAAGGAAAUCGCUGGCGUGUUUAUGACCAAGACAAGGUACCUUCUGCCGCUUCACUCAUUUUGGGCCGCAAAGUAGUGGCACCGAACCAAGCUGACGGAGGGAAACCAUACUUGGCCACAGUGUUAUCACAAAUAGAUUCAGAAAAUUUCCUCGUGAGUUUUGAUCGUCUCUGCUCCAAUGAACACAUCGACAGUGAGAACUUACAAGAACUCAAGGUCACUGAACUGCUAUCUUACUUGGACUUAUAUCGUCAUUCCAUUCAUCGUGAUGACUACGUCCUUGUAACUUGGUCGGCACUGAUAUCCGACGACAGUGAACGUUUGCAGUCCGAUCUGUCUGAUGGUUUUCUGGAGCCUUUCAUGCUAGCUAAGGUGAUUUCAGGAUCAGAAUCAAGAAACUCCACAAAUAUACCCCAGGAUGAACCACUCACCGUAAAGUUGGUGAAUUUAUCAGAAGAAAGGUGGACGAAUGUGGAGAAGCUCAUUGACCGGACAUACAAGGUGAAAAGUAAUGUCGCUUUGUGGAUUAAAGAGAGCUUGGCAACGGUCUUAUUUCGGCAGUCAGAACACCGAGGCAGUCAUUUCAUACCUAGUGGAACGCAUGUGCAUUCAGUAGAUCCAGUUGGUCUGGCGGUACCCUCCGAUCGUGGUGCUGUGUCUUGUGAAGCCAUUCCCGCGACGUACACAAAAGCACAGAUGGAAAGACUCUCCAGCCAGAUCACGCGCCGUCAGAUCGAUUCUCCAAGGUAUAAAGAGUAUGAAACCAUGCGGAAUUCAGCAAACAAGGGCGGAUUCAAGGAUGAGAAAAAAGAAGCGGAAGCGAUUUGCCGGCAUUUGGUAGACCAAUCUACUACAGUUGAUGCCGAAUUGGAGUUCGGGCGAAUGACAAUCCGAUACCCAAAGCCCAAACGGAAUGUUAGUAAGAUGGAUGCAAAGCGGACACCGGAUUGGAGAUAUUGGGGCUCCAAACCUAUCCCUGGCAUUCUAUCCCCAAUGGUGCAUGAACCUUAUACGGAUGCGCCCACUUGGGACAGAUUCGCAGUCACAACCUCUAAGGGGACGAUAACAAGACCAGAAGUCCACUUCUCCAAGGUUCCUGUCAGAUAUUCACGUUCUGUGGAUUUUCGGGAUUCAGUGCAGGUACGAGCAGUUUUGACAGAUCCGUCCCGAACUGAAGUCACGGAGCCAAAAACGAGGCUUGAUCAAUCGUUCUUAGAUUUACGCUCUGGAAAAGAUGAUCAGUCAGCCACCAACCAUUGGAGUUCAGCGCAGCUAAACGAUGAACAAGGUGUUUUUCGAUGGCAAAAGUUGGAUCCACCAGGACAAGCAAUGGGAGAGUACCACAGGGAACGAGUUCUGGCUUCUGUUCAAGAUAGUUAGAUAGGAGGCAAUUAUCACCACGACCACCUCCUAAAUAGAAUCCACCUGCCCAUCGUUUGUGUGAGAGGCCGGUACGUAAAACCAAAGCGCUAUGAGAGUGGAUGUGGACUUCGUUCGAUGUUGUCGUGCGGUUUCUACUCUGGCAUUGUGACAUUUGAGCACCGUGUAAACAUCCCGACACAUCAGGAAGGACUCCCACAAUCGUCAAAUAUGUGAAGGAGUAAUACUCAUGUGCAGUUGGAUGACGUUGCUACUUAUAUGUUGAGAUUUUCGCUUAUUUCAUAUUAGACUCUUCUCAUUCCAUCAUUACUGAUUUGAUUAGAUUUUUCAGCACAUUUGAAAGAAUAGAGUAAAACUACCAUA